Messenger RNA from Cyprinus carpio (common carp), 2296 nucleotides. RefSeq names its product host cell factor C2 (gene hcfc2). NCBI's taxonomy places the organism in Eukaryota, Metazoa, Chordata, Actinopteri, Cypriniformes, Cyprinidae. Gene Ontology annotation, molecular function: transcription coactivator activity; protein binding. Gene Ontology annotation, cellular component: histone methyltransferase complex. Gene Ontology annotation, biological process: chromatin remodeling; regulation of DNA-templated transcription. The record is from RefSeq and is a predicted model, not a curated record.
CACAUUCACGCUUUCACGCACGGGGAAGAGCUACUAACUGUUUGCAUGUAGUCCGCUUUUAUUACAUUGCAAUUGUGCAAAAUCAAACGCAUAUAUAUUAUGAUUAAUAAGGGUCCCAUAUGGAAAAGAGUGCGGUCUUACGCUGGACCUGUUCCGAGGGCGAGGCAUGGGCACCGGGCCGUAGCCAUACGAGAGCUGGUGGUAGUGUUUGGAGGUGGAAACGAGGGAAUAGCGACCAAUCUGCAUGUUUAUAACUCGGUGACAAAGCAGUGGUUCCUGCCAGCAGUGAGAGGCGAUAUCCCACCUGGCUGUGCCGCUCAUGGGUUCGUUUGUGAAGGCACACGGAUCCUGGUGUUUGGUGGGAUGGUUGAAUUUGGCCAGUAUACCAACAGCCUCUAUGAACUGCAGGCCAGUCGAUGGCUGUGGAAGAAACUGAAGCCCCGCCCACCAAGGAACGCAUCACCUCCAUGCCCACGGAUUGGCCACAGCUUCACUCUUCAUGCUAAUAAGUGUUACCUUUUUGGUGGAAUGGCCAAUGACAGUGAAGACCCAAAUGGCAAUGUACCAAGAUAUUUAGAUGACUUCUAUGAGCUGGAGCUGCAGGUCCAGUCUGGCGUUAAAGGCUGGAACAUUCCUGAAACCAAAGGGGGAGGCCCGUCAGCCAGGGAAUCCCAUAGUUCUGUGGUGUACUGUGUCAAGGGUGGAAGUGCCCCAAAGCUCUAUAUAUUUGGGGGCAUGUGUGGGCACAGACUGAAUGAUUUGUGGCAACUAGACAUCGAGACUAUGACUUGGUCAUUGCCUCCAACCAGAGGUCAGCUGCCACUACCCAGGAGUCUGCACACCUCCAAUGUGAUUGGAAACAAGUUAUAUGUGUUUGGAGGCUGGGUUCCCGUUGGAGAGGCAGAGGACGCACUUGCCGCAGAUGGAGUCAAGUGGGUCUGCACCAGCUCUCUUUCCAUGCUAAACCUUGACACAAUGACAUGGCAUGACUUGACACCGGAAGAACACCAGCAGCGAUCGGCUUCAGGUGAACAGUUAGUCGAACAGGAAGAGGGUAAUGCACACUGGCCGAAAGCACGAGCCGGACACUGCGCAGUAACCGUCGGAACUCGACUUUAUGUAUGGAGUGGGCGAGAUGGAUACAAAAAGUACAAUAACUACCAGGUGUGCUGCAAAGAUCUGUGGUACCUGGAAACAGAGAGACCUUCCUCUCCUAGUGCAGUGUUCCUUGUGAAGUCCACAAUUAAUAUGCUGCAUGUCGGCUGGCGGCCCCUACCUGCAGCUGAAAGUUAUCUGCUUCAACUGCAGCCAAUCAAAUCUCCUCAGUCCACUUCCUUUGAACCGCAGACCACACCAACUCCUCCACCAGACACUGGAGACAGAAAGGAAUCUGUACAAAUCGACUCCCAGGCAAGUGCAGAUGUCAAAGUUAGAGGAGAGAGAGAAUCUUCAUUGCAGGAAAGCAUUUUGAGGCCAAAAGCACCAGGUGAGGACGGGGCAGAUGUCCCAGCAAAAGAACGGGACAUCUCUCCAAUACCAUUCCGAAAGUCCAAGGACUUUGUGUGGUUUGAUGUGGGUGUGUUUAAAACACUGUAUUGCGAGGCUACACACUACUUCCUGCCUUCUGAGGACGGUGACAUGGCAUCGACCCUGUCUUGUCAAAACUCAUCUGACAGUGAGUGGAAGUUGCCGGGUCCUCAUUGUUUUAAGGAUCGUGAGAAGCAGGAGUUGGCCUCAGGAGUCACAUAUAAAUUCAGGGUGGCCGGACUGAACAGCCGUGGCCUGGGUGACUUCAGUCCCAUCAGCGAGUUUAAAACCUGCCAGCCUGGAUUUCCUGGAGCCCCAUCUGCUGUGAAAAUCACUAAGGAUAAAGAUUCGGUGCAUAUCACCUGGGAGCCUCCCACCUCUCCGUCCGGGAAGGUCACGGAGUAUUCCAUGUACUUGGCAGUGAGGAAAAGUCGAGGGAACAGCAUGGAGCGACCUGGCGAGCUGGCCUUUAUCCGAAUCUACCGCGGUACCAAGACCUCAUGCACAGUCAGUGAAAGCCAGCUGAGCAAUGCACACAUCGACUGCUCGGCACGACCUGCCGUCGUCUUCCGAAUCGCUGCCAAGAAUGAGCAGGGCUACGGUCCAGCCACUCAGAUCCGCUGGCUGCAAGAUGCGAGUAAGCUGAAAUCGUCAGUGACGAAGGCAGAGUGCAGUCCUCCAGCAGCAGAGCCUGACACCACCUGCAGAUGAACUCUCACCCCUGAUGGUCGGCCAGCUGCUCCAUUGACUCUCUUAAUACUUCAGGACU